Brettanomyces bruxellensis is the source of this 831-nucleotide messenger RNA. RefSeq lists its product as uncharacterized. Lineage: Eukaryota; Fungi; Ascomycota; Pichiomycetes; Pichiales; Pichiaceae. The coding region runs from base 1 to 831 and encodes 276 amino acids. The record is from RefSeq and is a predicted model, not a curated record. Gene Ontology annotation, biological process: positive regulation of cellular response to amino acid starvation. Gene Ontology annotation, cellular component: transcription regulator complex. Gene Ontology annotation, molecular function: RNA polymerase II cis-regulatory region sequence-specific DNA binding; DNA-binding transcription factor activity, RNA polymerase II-specific. The transcript has a single exon.
AUGUUAUUAGGUGAAUCAAUUUUUAGCAAUAUUUCAGCAGUUGCGGAUCCUGAGCUUGCUCCUUCGGCAAGUUCCGGUGAUCUUCAGGAUCCUUUGGAGAAGUUGUAUAAUGCAGCAUUUGGUGACGAACAAUCGUCGCAUGUCUGUGGUGCAAGUACCAUUCCUGCAGGUACGAUCUCCCCAUUGGCAAUCCAUAGUAGUGUCUUAAGCGGUGCUUUUGAUUCUUCUGCGCCAGUUAACUCGAAUUCGGCCAUGCUUGAGGAGACAUCCGAUGUGCAAAAUUUGCAACCGCUCUUCGAGCAGACAUCUUCCAAUGAGGAGUGCAGUAGUGUCCCAGUUUCUGAUCCAGCGAUGGAUUCUGAGUUGCUUGCCUUACUUGGUGGCAUUCCAGAGGCCAACUGUCAGGUUAAUUCGAUCGAGCAAAGGUCGAAGUCGAUGCCAGGUGCUCUUAUCUCUAAGCAUGAAGUCAAGAAAUCUUCCAACGUUACUAAGAACGUGCAAAGAAAGAAAAGAGCUUGCUCCACAUCUUCAACGCUUAAGACUGCUGUUCUUGAUGGCAAAAAGGUUAAGCUGGAUAAGUUUGGUUGUAUUGCCUACACAAGAAAGCAGAGGAGCGCUCCAUUGCCUCCUGUUGUUCCACAAGGUAGCGAUAUGGCGUCACUGAAGAGAGCUAGGAAUACUGAGGCUGCCAGAAGAUCAAGGGCUAGGAAAAUGAAGAGAAUGGCUCAGUUGGAGGGUAAAUGUGAGAAGUUGACUGCUGAGAAUGAGAGACUGAAGGCUGAAAUUGAGUCGUUGAAGCAACGUCUUUCUAUGCAACAACCAUCGAUGUGA